Aplysia californica (California sea hare) is the source of this 3424-nucleotide messenger RNA. RefSeq lists its product as uncharacterized. NCBI's taxonomy places the organism in Eukaryota, Metazoa, Mollusca, Gastropoda, Aplysiida, Aplysiidae. The record is from RefSeq and is a predicted model, not a curated record.
UUUGGGAUAUUAUGAUUUGUCAGUUUCCUCGACACCUUCAAUCCACCUUUUGUGUGGCCUUUCUCUUCCUUUAUAGCCCGAGUGCUUUGUGUUAUAAGCUCUCGGGGCUGACUGGCAAGGUGACAUUCGUAACAGGUGGCUAAACCUUUAUUCUCCAUCUUUUUUUAUGAAAUGCAGACAGGAUUCAAGGCCAAUAGUUGCUUCUACUUUUUCAUUUCUCUGCCUGUCUCGUCUUGUGAUGUUAAGGGUUUUGCGGAGACAUUAACAUUUCGCAUGCAGUGAUUUUGCUUUCAUAGUUUUUACUUAAUGCCCAAGUCUGGCACUACAAGAUUCGUACAAUGCUAAUAAUAUAUGAUUAGUCCAGUGUUGCCUCUACAUGUAAUUAACCCUCACGAGCGUCUGCAGGCUAUAUCUAUAUAAGGAGAUCUGGAAACAUUGAUCGAAAUCUGCGAAGCUUGACGUGGCUAAAUUAAGCAUCUGAGUAAAACCCGGACUAGCUUAUUUCCUUCUUCAGACUGUGACGUCGACGGCUAUUUCUAUACCCUCGCUUUUUUACACCUUAUCGGUGACACGGUGUGGUGAAACUGCUUGCUGACAGAUUCUCAGCAGUAUAACAACAGGCACACACCGACCGCGUACGAUCAGAUCAGUUGACUCCUUCACAGCGUGGGUUGCUUCAAACAACAGACCAAGGACUACAUUCAUACAAGUCAGUGGCGCUGCAAGAACAUCAAGGAGCAUCACGUGCAGUGGUUCAAGGAGCGGGGCUGCCAGCGACGGCGCGUGCCCUGUCCGAAGGGAGGACUCAUUCUCUGGGACUCUCGUCUCGUCCACGCCAACGCCCGGCCCAUCCAGGGUCGGCAGAACCCCGGCAGGUGGCGCUUCGUCGUGUUCGUCUGCAUGGCGCCGGCAGCCUGGGCCUCGCACGCAGACCUGGCCAAGAAAGUGGACGCCUACGAGAGGCUCCAGCUGACCACUCACUGGCCGUCCCAGGAGGUGAGGACGUUCUCCGACAGGGUGACCAACAACUCGGUGGCUGACCCCAACCCCAGGAUGACCCUUCCGGAGGUCGCGCGGACGGACGAGGUCAAGAGGUUGGUCGGUGCUUUGGCUUACGACGAGGACGAUGAGGAGGAAGAGGGCAAGUGUGAGGGCGAGGGAGCUGCUGGUUGUGAGAACGUACGGGCCGUGGGGGGAGCGCCGGGGUCAGAGUUCCGGCCAAAGUUCAACAGGGAAAAGUGGCGUGCACACCUAGAGGAGUUUCAGGACUGGAGGGGCAGGGGAAAAGGCGGGAACCGACGACGGGCACACAGGGUGUGAAGCGACAUUGACCUCUUGUGUUUAAAUGCAUGUGAGUGACCUUGACCUCUUGUAUCAGUGGGUGCAAGCGACCUGUUGCGCCAACAUGAGUAUGGCAUGAGUGACUGUGGCGUCUUGUAUCAAUGUGAGUAAGCUUAACCUCUUGUGCAAACUCGAGUAUGAAUGACCUCUUGCGUUCACAUGAGUAUGAAUGACCUCUUGCGUUAACAUGAGUAUGAAUGACCUCUUGUGUAAACUCGAGUAUGAAUUACCUCUUGUGAUGACGAGUCAGGAGCUUAUACUAUAUUUUGACUAGGGGAGGAGUCGAAAGCGAACAAUUCCCCAAUAAAACAUAUGAUGCGUUUGACUGUGUGGGGCUGAGCACUUUCAAUCGCAUGUUUGCAAAGUCAAGGGUCUUCACCCCUCGUCAACAUCAAAGAACGGUCCAAACCCUGGAAAGUAACGUCGGAUUCUGUGAAGUCUGUCAACGCACAGCCCCCCACCCCCUUCCCUUUCAUCCCCAUGCCUUCAGUUUCCUCUCUGAGUGAAAAUAUAGUAUCAGAAUUUAUGGAAUCAAAAUGGUGCUGAUAAUAAUAACAUUUCCUGCCUGGGAUUUCAUGAACCAGACACAAUGAAAUAGUGGUGUCUGAAACCCUGCGCUGUUUUUUUCUUCUUCUUUUUAACUCUGACCUUGAGAUGUUCUAUUUGUUUUACUCUGACCCAGAGAUGUUCUAUUUGUUUUACUCUGACCCUGAGAUGUUCUAUUUGUUUUACUCUGACCCUGAGAUGUUCUAUUUGUUUUACUCUGACCCUGAGAUGUUCUAUUUGUUUUACUCCGACCCUGAGAUGUUCCUUCCUGACUGACUGCUCUCCAGGACAUAAUGCAUAAUAAUUUUACUGACGAAAAUCAUGAUCAGAAGAAAGUGAUAACUCAGCGCAAUAUGGGGUGCAUUUGAACAAAAAUAAUAAUUAAAUGGAUGUAGAUCUAGGUAGGUGUUUUAACGCCUCCGUUGACACAAUUUAGGUCAUUUAGGAGGUGGGCUACCACAAUGCCUUUCAAGGCAAACCAAGUCUUCUUAGAGGGACACAAACUCCCAGCAGAAAAACAUACUCGAUAAAAGCUCUCCUCGCACAGAAAUUGAACUCAGGUCUUCAGUGUGGGGCAGCAAAGUGCCUUACUACUACACCACAGGCGCAAGUGGAGUUUUGGAGAAUGACGAAACCUUUGCACGAUUUUAGGACUCUUUGACAAUGUGAACUAUAAUGCAAAGUCAGAAUGAUUCUGAACCAACCGAUUUUUAAAAGAAACCUCUGAGCAUUGUUUGUAAUAUUGGUGCUACAACCGUCACCUCAAGCUGUCCCCGUCGUUUUAUGCAAGAAAAAUUCUGAAAUUAUGCAAACUGAGCCCAAAAAUGUGAAAUUAUGCGAUUCUGUUAAUUUUUAAAAAGAACGAUAAAGGAAUAUAAUUAGAAAUUAUGCCCAAAAAAAGAUCAAAUUUUGCUAAAUUAUGCGGGAUGCAUAAAACCACGGGGACAGCUCAAGGGGACUGAAGAGAAUCCCCCGGCCGUGACUACGCUAAAGUUGAAAUCUGUUGCUAAACUCUUUCAUUGGUCAACCCUUGUUGUGUGAUAAACAUAGGCACUUUUCUAAAAAAUUCAGAUUGAUUAAACAGAACAAAAAGACACACCAAUGGAUAGAGCCUGUGACACUGAUUAUUAUGCUUUUUAAAUUUUUUAGAUAGCUUUAUUAGUUCAAAAGUUAUGGCCAAUAUUCAUCGUCAUUUUUCAGGCAAAAUUGGUCCAUUUUUAACAUAGGAAACGCGUGACCGUCAUUUUAGCGUCUCCAAAAACGUUUGUAAUUCAGUUGCUAAUUAUCUGAUUUACAUAAAUCAUACAUCAAAAUGCUCGUCUUGAUGAGUACUAUCAAUUGCAAUAAUAACAGGACUUUACUAUCGCGCGCCGCGCAGCCCGUAAAACGAGAGCCGACGGGCCGUUCAGUUUUGAAGCCGGCACGCACUCGAUCCGAUCGGGGUGUGUCGGAAAACGCGAGCGUUUUGUUUCGUUUUCUUUGUUUACUCCAACAUGAUGUAUGUACAUACAAAAUGAAAUACAUUUUUUUCACUCAC